AUGGCUCAACCUCAUCGUACACGCAUUGUUCGUUUUCCAAAACAAGAACAUGAAAUUCAUGUAAUCGAUAAUCCAUUGAAUAGACAAACUAGAAAAAAAACUUCUUCACCAUUUCGUACACCAAGUCUUCUUCGAAAACAAAGUAGUAUUUUAUCUAAAGAUGAUUAUCAAGCACCAUUAACAGCAGAUUCUUUUCAACCAGAUUCUCGUUGGUUAAUUGUACGUCGUAAUUUACAUCGUAUUCGUCUUAUGGGUUUUAAUAAUCUUGGUAAAGAAGGUCGAGUAUCAGAUUUAUAUUUAGGUUUUCAAAUGACACGUGAAUUAAAACGUGCACGAGAAGAAAUAAAAAAUGUUGAUAAAGAAAAAGAUUUUCAUUUAAUUAAAGAAUUUUCUUUAUCUAAUCAAAAUGGAAAAAAAAAAGUAUUUAAUACAAGUCAUAUUACUCCUGAUGAUGCACUUAUUUAUGAUCGUCUUGGUGAAGAACCAUUAGCAUUACAAAAUUUACUUUAUUAUUUUAGUAAACAAGAAGUACAACAAGGAACUGUUUUUUGGGAUUUUUUAAAUGAAGUUAAUCUUGUAUUAAAUUUAAAACGUAAACGUACUGUUUUAGUACAAAGAUUAAGACGAUUAGCAUUAACAUUAGCUAUUAUUAUGUAUAGUAUUAUUGGUUUUAUGCUUUUUUUAAUGCUUAUUAGUGUAAUAACAACAGCAACAAAAUUAAAUGAUCCUGAAGUUGAAUGGAUGACGGAAAAUAUUGAACAAUAUAAUGAUAAACAAUUAUUAUUAAUAUAA
Rotaria sordida is the source of this 792-nucleotide messenger RNA. The record is from the annotation of a GenBank genome assembly. NCBI's taxonomy places the organism in Eukaryota, Metazoa, Rotifera, Eurotatoria, Philodinida, Philodinidae.